UCUCAAAUCCCACCACCCUAUGAUUGGCGCCCUCUACAUCCGCACUCCAUAAUAUAUAGAAUCUCGCAGGUCGAAAAGAUCGGACAAGCUAGUAACUAUUUCCUCGACAUGGCAGCCGAGCCUAACGGGCGAUACCUAUUCGCGGGCGACGUGGAAGGUCGCUUGCAUCUGCUCUUCAAACGAGCUGCCGCUGUAAACAAGUCUAAUGGCCCCUUCGACUGUCUCUUCUGCGUCGGCGCCUUCUUCCCGCCCGCCGAUCCCGCUGCCGCCGCCACUGGCGGAGCGGAAGGCGGAGCGGGCGGCCAAUCAGAGCUGGAGGAUUACAUCGCAGGGCGCGCCAAGGCGCCGCUUCCCACGUUCCUGAUUGGCGACAUUGGAUUCGGCGCGCAGCGGCUGCUGGAGAUAGCUGAGAGGGGCAAAGGAGGGGCGGAGACGAGGGAAGUAGUGAAGGAGGGGGGGGAGAAAGGGGAGGAGAAAGGAGGGGUUGGGGGGGAUGGAAGCAAAGCGGAUGGUGACGCGGGGGAGGAAGAGGAGAGGAAGGGGGAGGCUGGGGCAGGCAGGCAAGGGGACGGGCCAGGGGGGGGCGAGAAAGAGGAGAACGAGGAGGCAGGGGAGGGGGAAUGGCAUUCGCACAGGCGCGUGAAGAUCUGUGACAAUAUCGAAUGGCUGCGAGGAGCAGGCAUUGCUGACCUGUGCGGCCUCAAGGUGGCCUACCUGGGCGGCAGAUACGAUCCUGCCACGUACCUCUCAGGGCAGGCGGACGGAGAGGGAGAAGGGGUGGGGCGGCAGGAGAGGGGGGCGGUGGAGGCGCUGGUAGACGCGGGGGCGGACGUGGGGGCGGUAGAUGUGCUGCUCACCAACGAGUGGCCCAAGGGGGUCGCCGCCCUCACACACCCCUCCCUGCUACCCUCGCCGCCGCCCCCUGCCACGGCUGCUUCGGAGCCGGCCAGCGUGGAUUGGGCAGGUGUUGGGUCGCCCGUUGCUGCCACGCUGGCAAAGGAGCUGAUGCCACGCUACCACGUAGCAGGUGGCGCUGGCGUCUUCUUUGCCCGCCCGCCCUACAUCAACUCGUCCGCCACGUCAGCAAAAGACACCUCCACGUCAGCAUCGGGCCCCGUGACGCGGUUCAUUGGUCUAGCCCCCAUGGGCAACAAGGCCAAGCAGAAGUCCCUUCACGCCCUCUCCCUGCGCCCCGCCUCCUCCCUCUCCCUCUCUGACCUCGCUGCCCGCCCCCCCGACGCCACCCCCUCCCCAUUCCUCCCCCACCCCUCAACCGCCAAGAAUCAAAUCUGGACCGGCAGCCUCGCCGCCCCUGAUGGUGCCGCCCGUGCGGCUGCUGCUGCCGCCCAGGCGAAGGCCGAGGAGACUGCUGCCAAGCGCACCUUCUGGGAAAGUUCCAAGGGGGGGAAGGGAGGGGGAGAGGGGGUGGCAAAGCCGGCAUGGGCGUUGAAGGUGGAGGAAGAGGAGGCGAGGGGGCCGGGGGGGGCAGGCGAGGGCGAGCAGUACUGGCGGUACGCUGCAGGGGGGAAGCGAGCGCGGCGGGACAGGGGGGCGGGCGGAGGGGGAAGCGAUGGGCCGCAGAUGUGCUUUGAGCUGUCGGGCAAGGGGGUGUGCUCGAGGGGCGAGGCGUGUCGCUUCAAGCACACGCUGGAGGACGGGUCGCCGCUGCCACGCAACCUGUGCUUCGAGCACUUCAGCAAGGGCAGCUGCAGCAGAGGGGCGGACUGCCGCUUCAAACACUCGCUUGCAGGGGGGGAGGCAGGGGAGGGAGGGGGUGGAGGACAGGGAGGAGACAGAAAUGCUGCUGCUGCUGCUGCUGGCAGCAGUGGGGGAGCACCUGAUCUCCCCAAGGGCGUGUGCUUCGACUUUGUCCGCAAGGGCAGCUGCACUCGAGGCGACGCCUGCCGCUUCGCGCACUCCCUCCCCUCCACCUCGCCCGGCCUCCUCGGCACGCCGCCUCCCCUCACCCCCGCCUCCCUCGCUGCACUUCUCGCCCCAGCACCAGGAGGGGCAGCAGCAGCCCCAGCAGCAGCGCCCCCCGCCCCGGCGCCGUGUUGGUUCUGCCUGUCGUCGCCAAAGGUGGAGGCACACCUGGUGGUGUCGGUGGGCGACCACUGCUACGUCGCGCUGCCCAAGGGGCCGCUGGUGCCGGGCCACGUGCUCAUCCUCCCUAUAGAGCACUUCCCUAGCGUCAUCUCGCUACCGUCCGACGCGCUGGCGGAGAUGUGGCGCUACAUGGGGGCGCUGAGGAAGUGCUUUGAGCAGCAGGGGCAGACGGUGGUGGCGUUUGAGCGCUUCCUGCAGCUCAGAGCCGCCACGCACGCCCAUGUCAACGUGGUGCCCGUCCCCCAGGACAAGGCGGACCACGUGCUUCCUGCCUUCACUGCAGCGGCUGCCUCCCACGGCUUCCAGUUCGCUGCCGUGCCCAAACCACCUGAGGCCCAGCAGAUGGCGUUGAUCGACGAGAUCAAGAAGCAGAGCCGCGGGGGGCAGUACCUGAGCGCGGAGCUGCCGGACGAGUCCAUGCUGGUGCACGCCAUCGACCGGGGGGAGAAACUUCCCCUGCAGCUGGGGCGCGAGGUGGUGGCGGGAGUGGUGGGUGUGCCUGAGAGGGCGGACUGGCGGGCGUGCAAGCAGACGGUGGAGGAGGAGACCGCCAUGGCUGAAGCCUUCAAGAAGCAGUUCCAGCCGUUUGACAUCAUGGGGUAGACUGAUGCUCAUGGCAUAAUGGGGUAGCAGUAUGCUCACGGUAUAUUAUCUUAUAGACCACUGUGUGUUGAUGCCAGCUGCCUCUUUUGGUGUUUAAUUGAGGUGAUCAGGCAUU
Messenger RNA from Closterium sp. NIES-67, 2824 nucleotides. Lineage: Eukaryota; Viridiplantae; Streptophyta; Zygnematophyceae; Desmidiales; Closteriaceae. The record is from the annotation of a GenBank genome assembly.